CCUUUUCACUAAUUUAUUUUUCCAGCUCAUAGAUUGGUUGGGUUCCUUCUUGUCCUUAAGAAAUUGUUUGGCCAAUAUAGUGCUGUGUAUCCAUUAAUUUUCUGUUUCUUCUCCCAAAAUCACCAUGGAUGAGAGAAUGUGGGAGGCUGCUCGAGCGGGAAAAGUUGAUGCCUUGUAUGCAUUAAUUCAGGAAAAUCCAUUUGUUUUUGAGAGCAUUGAUGAAGUGCCUUUUAUUGACACUCCAUUACAUAUAGCUGCAUCUGAAGGGCAUAUUGAUUUUGUUAUGGAAAUGAUGAUGUUAAAGCCAUCAUUUGCAAGGAAACUAAACCCAUCCGGGUUCAGCCCCAUGCAUCUUGCCCUUCUAAAUGAAAGAGAUUUGGUGAUACACGAGCUCCUUAAAGUCGACAAAGUUCUCGUUCGUGUUAAAGGGAAAGGAGGUUUGACCUCUCUGCAUCUUGCAGCAGAAAAGGGAAACCUGAAUCUUUUAGCCGAAUUUCUGGAGGCAUGCCCUGAAUGCAUCACAGAUUUGACAAUUCAAGGCCAGACUGCUCUUCACAUUGCUGCUAUAUAUAACAACUUUGAAUCUCUCCAACUCUUGAUUUGUUGGCUUCGAAAGACAACACACAAAGACGGGUACGAUUGGGAAAAACAAGUUGUAAACAAAAAGGAUCGAGCAGGAAACACGGUUUUGCAUAUAGCCGCAUCAAAUAAUCAUUCCAAGAUGGUAAAAUUGUUAUUAAAAUGUAAAAUCAUCGAGAAUGGGACCAAUUUGAAUGGUCGGACAGCUCUGGAAAUGUUAGAAGGCCAGGUUGACGUCAGAGAAACUGCACGAACUCUACGAUGGGCUGGAUAUUUGAAAUCGGAAGCGAAGAACCUUGCACGUCAAACCUUAGCAGAGUCUUUGAGAUCGGAAAGCUCAUAUUUUGAAAAACUGCAAAGGUAUCUUGCUCGUAAGAAUAACAACAUAUCAAGUGACAUGCGCAGUACUAUGCUGGUAGUAGCUGCACUGAUUCUUACAGCUAGCUACCACGCCUGCCUUAAUCCACCAGGAGGUCUUAAUCAACCAGGAGGUCUUUGGCCGAGCAACUUUAUCGGUCCGUUAGAAUUGAGUACCGCAUACUUUAAAUUCUUCUAUGCUAUAAACACUGCAACCUUCUUGACAUCAACGUGCAUAGUGUUUUACCUCCUUCCUGACGAAAACAUAAACCUCCUUACAUUGCCGGUCCUAUUGUUCAUUCUCUGCUACUUGUUCUCAAUUGCUAUCAUAUCCCCUUCUAGAUGUCUAUUGGGCUCGAUUCCUUUUAUUCUUCUUGUUACUAUCGGCUUCGGUUUUGUGUUAUGGCCUAAGAUUUUUGAACUCUAUUGUCGACGACGUCCUUCAUGGUCAUGGAUGCUAAAGUUUCUCUUCUUCCUUUGUCUCUUAUAUAUGAUCAUGUCUAUUUUAUUCCCAAUCUGAUAAAAAUGCAGAAAUCAAUGAAUAUCUUUCUGAAGAAUCUUAGUUAGAAUCAACUUAUGUUAGGUCCGAUGUUCUAAUUUCAUGUAUGCAAUAUUGAAUGAUUGAAACCGACUGUGAUGCCAUGAAAACCUUAGAAGCAAGAAAGAAUUUAACUGAUU
Molecule: messenger RNA, 1614 nt
Organism: Rubroshorea leprosula
Lineage: Eukaryota; Viridiplantae; Streptophyta; Magnoliopsida; Malvales; Dipterocarpaceae
Source: the annotation of a GenBank genome assembly